Pungitius pungitius (ninespine stickleback) is the source of this 2696-nucleotide messenger RNA. RefSeq names its product zinc finger protein 513-like. The record is from RefSeq and is a predicted model, not a curated record. NCBI's taxonomy places the organism in Eukaryota, Metazoa, Chordata, Actinopteri, Perciformes, Gasterosteidae. The coding region runs from base 294 to 1838 and encodes 514 amino acids. The transcript is spliced from 7 exons.
CUCUACUCCUGUCAGUGACGUCACCCAGAGACCCGGCGUCCCUCUCAGCAGUGAGCGGUGCGCGUUUGGCAACAAAAGACUCAUUUAUUAACCAGUUUGCAGCGUUGUAACGACCGCGGUAUUUUUUGCGACGUAACCACAGGCGGUAGUUGGUAGCGAUGACACCGCUGCUGCUGUCCGCCAGAGGAAGAGGAAGAAGAAGAUGAUGAUGAUGAUGACAUGCAGUUAGUUGGCUGGCUGGCGGACGGACGGGCGGACCACCACACCGGGACCCGGGACGACAAGAGGCCGAGAUGCCUCGCAGGAAACAAUCCAACCCCCAGCCGGUGAAAUUGGAGACGGAGGACGGGGCGGUGCUGUGCGACCCGGGCUGCCUGGUCCUGGACAGCGACUUCCUGCUGAGCGGCGAGCUGGAGUUUGGAGACUCUGAGAUCAUGGGCCUUGAUCGAGACUCAGGUUUGACGGUGUUCUCUCUGAGUGUUGACGACGAACCUUCAGCACCAACAGGCUCCGCCUUCCCAGCCUUCCUGUCCUGUAAAGGAUGUGGUGGACUCCUGGGAGACCCGGCUCUGGGAGCAGGUCUAGACCUGGGUGUGGGCCUGGACCUGGGGGCGGAGCUCUACUGUCUCACCUGUGAGAAGGGCCUCCAGCACGAAGCCUCGCCCCAGGCGGAGGGUUCUGCGGAGGCCGACGGGAAGGACGGUGACGAGGACGCCCCCCCCAAGGUGUUCUCUUGCUCGCUGUGCGCCUUCACCUCGCGGUACUCCAACCACCUGAAGCGCCACAUGAGGACGCACGACGGCCACAAGCCGUACCGCUGCCCCGCCUGCCCCUACGCCUCCACCCAGCUCGUCAACCUGCAGCGCCACGCCCGCACCCACACCGGGGAGAAACCCUACCGCUGCCCCCAGUGCAGCUACGCCUGCAGCUCCCUGGGAAACCUGCGCAGACACCAGCGCAUGCACGCGCAGGAGAGGCCGCGGGAAAGGAGGGAGAAGGAAAAGCGCCGGGGGAGGAGGAAAAAAGGAAGCGCUGCGAGCGGAGAAGUGGUGUCAGACCUGACCCUGCGGGUGUCCCAGGACUCUGGGUACUUCCAGACCCUGGGGGGCCUCGGCUCCCCUUCUGCCCCGCUCCCUGUCCUCCUCUUCCCCCUCUGCUGCCGCAUGUGUGGCCUCACCCUGGAGGAAGACGACCUGGAGGGGGACAAGGGGGAGGGUGACGGGGAAGCGGGACAGGUGUGUCGGCGCUGCUCGCUGCCCUCCAAAGAUGGAUCCGGGUCCCCUCGUGACCUGUCCUCACCUCGGGGCUCCCGUCGGGGGCGGCGUGGCGCCAAGCUGUACCGCUGCCCCCACUGCCCCUUCCUGUCCCACUAUCCCAACCACCUGGCCCGCCACGCCCACACCCACUCUGAGGAGAAACCCCACAGCUGCCCACAAUGCCCUUACACCUCCUCGCACCUCGACAACCUGAAGCGCCACCUGCGCGUGCACACUGGAGAGAAACCUUACCAGUGCCCCUCCUGCAGCUACGCGUGCGGGAACCUGGCCAACCUACGGCGCCACGAGCGCAUCCACUCGGGCGCCAAGCCCUUCCACUGUGGCGUCUGCGGCUACUCCUGCAACCAGAGCAUGAACCUGAAGAGGCACAUGCUGCGGCACACGGGCGAGAAGCCGUACGCCUGCGCCGAGUGCAACUACACCACCGGCCACUGGGACAACUACAAGCGCCACCAGAGGAAGCACGGACACGACACGGACAGCUGGGACAAACACGCCCCCAUCAACGGCCUCAGCUGGAGCAGAGACGCGCAGGGGGGGCCCAGUGAGGAGCACAGCUAGAGUGUGUGAGUGUGUGUGUGUGUGUGUGUGUGUGUGUGUGUGUGUGUGUAUUUUCAACACUAGUGCACCUCCAGGUCCAGGUGGAGACAAACUCCGGUGCCUUUGACAGACUCAACAACUAACACUGCACAGACUUUAUUCUUAAAGGGGGGGGGUGUGUGCGCUGCAUAUACACACACACAAUCAGUAAAGGACUCUCCUGUGCACAGACGUCUCAUCUAUCACCAUGUGACCUUUUCUACCUGCUGGUUUUUGUGUUUCUUUGGAGAGAUAAUCUAUAUUUGGAUGAUUGUUUGACGCGCUUCAAUUUGAGCUCUGUUUGUUUUCUUUAAUCCAGCAGAUGUUUGUCUUAAGGAGGCUCCUGUGCAGCUUUUUAUUUCCGUCUCUUCUGGGAUAAUGGAGAAAAUACAGAAAACCAGAAGUUUGAGUGGAUGUUGUUUUAGGAUAAAUCUGAAAUAAUUGUAAUAAAAUGCAGUGUACAUGGCCUUUAAAUUAGGAUUUUAUUAUUUUUUAAAUGUAAAAUAUUGUGGCGUCUCAGCAUUACAACUCUUGUUUAUUGAUUAUUUAUUUUUUCCUGUAAUCUUCAUACUUUCAACAAUAUGCAGAAUUUAAAAUGUCAAAUGAAUCUUUGCUGUGAUAACUCCAGAAUCCAACGUCAAUGUAAACGUAAAUGCACUCUGCUGUUCUCUCAGAGCAUAACGGCAGGAAUCCCAUGUCUUUGUAUAAUAUAAAUACACAUUCAUAUAAUUUUAUCUGCAAGCCUUUCGGAGAGGAUGUUUACCUCUGAAAUCAACAAUUCAGGGACAUGAACAAAAGAGUCGUGAAAUAAUUUUUAGUUUAAUAAACUGUGAAAUGUCA